CACUUCCUGGGGACAGAGCCGGGCACUGAGGAGCGACAGGACCCGGAGGAGGCAAGGCAGCAAGGGAAGGAGGACCCCGGCAGGCGACAACAUGAAAUUCAGCCCCGCGCACUACUUGCUGCCUCUCCUGCCAGCGCUGGUACUCAGCACCAGACAGGACUAUGAAGAGCUAGAAAAGCAGCUAAAAGAAGUAUUUAAGGAGCGGAGCACCAUCCUCCGUCAGCUGACAAAGACAUCAAGAGAGCUUGAUGGAAUUAAAGUCAACCUUCAGUCUUUAAAAAGUGAUGAGCAAUCUGCCAAAACUGAUGUUCAGAAGCUUCUGGAAUUAGGCCAGAAACAAAGAGAAGAAAUGAAGUCUCUCCAGGAGGCCCUACAAAAUCAACUUAAAGAGACAUCUGAGAAAGCAGAGAAACACCAGGCUACUAUUAACUUUUUAAAGACUGAAGUGGAAAGAAAGACCAAAAUGAUCCGAGACCUCCAAAAUGAGAAUAAAAGCUUGAAAAACAAACUUUUGUCAGGAAGCAAGCUGUGUGGGAUCCAUGCAGAAGAGUCAAAAAAGAUCCAAGCCCAACUAAAGGAACUUCGUUAUGGGAAGAAGGAUUUGUUAUUUAAGAUCUCUUUGCUGGGGACCAAAGAGAUUCUAGAAAAGGCCCAACAGCUUACUGAUCUGGAACAAAAAUUAGCUGUAGCCAAAAAUGAACUAGAGAAAGCAGCUCUUGACAGGGAGUCACAGAUGAAAGCAAUGAAAGAGACUGUACAGCUUUGUUUGACAUCAGUUUUCCGUGAUCAACCUCCACCUUUGAGUCUAAUCACAACAAAUCCAGCUCAGAUGUUAUUUCCAACUAGGACAAUUGCUGCUAAGAUUCCAGAUGAAAAGACAAAAAGCAAGCCCCAGCAAAGUGCUACUGGAAACAAUGAAAACACUCGAGUUGAAUCAACUAAGAAAGAAAAUCCAAGUACCAUUGCCUGUGAUUCUCAAGAUGAGGGCAGGACCUGUUUAACAAAACACAAGGACAGUCCCCCGAGAAAUGCAACUGCAGAAUCACAGCCUGUCCCACAGAAAUUGCAAAUGCCUCUGUGUUCUGAAUGUGAGGUGAAAAAGGCUCCAGAGAAACAAUUAACCAGCUUUGAAGGGAUGGCGGCAAGAGAAGAGAAAAUACUGUAAAUACCAAGAAACUGUGUUUAAAACAUCCAUUUGCUCUUAUAUUCAUACUCUUUUUAGACAACAAGCUUGAUGGAAAUACUAAAUUUCUAAAGCAUGCAUUUUUUUUCACGAUUUUAUGUAACUUUAUAAAGUAAUCUCCACGUAGUCUGAAAGUUUCCAAGCUGAUUAUGACCCUUGAGCAAUAACCUACUGGAAGAGGAUUUCUGAUCAUAAGUAUUUCAAUGUCAUCACCAAAUUGCCCAGUAUAAAUUGCCCUGUUUUGAACUAAAAUGCCACAUAACUUUUAAUCAUUUUUAUUCAUUUGCAUAUCUGAUACUAGUUGUUUUAUGAUCUAGUUGUUGAAAUCAACUGGAGGAUAAUUAACUGUUGUGGGUCUUCAGUAUUCUGAAAAUUCAAAUCACAACCAUGUUAUAAAAGAUUUCAGUCUAUUCUAGCAAACUGGGGUCACUUUACCCAAGAUUGGAAAUUUCUCUACCUGAAUACAUUCUUCAUGUCAUUGCGGUUAUUGCUGUCCUUAUUCUUUUGAACCAAUAAUAAUUUUUUAUGUAAAAAAUGCCAAGGCAAUUUUGUCAAGGAUGUAUACAGGUAACAGAAAUUAUUAAAUAUGUUUUGCAUCAUGUAGACAAAAUAUUUGAAUGAAUAGCCAAAUUUCUGACACAUUCUCUUUUUCUUUUACAUUUUGUAGACACAUCUUAAUACAUAUGUUUCUCUCUACCAGAAUUAUUCCAUGCUAGAAAUCCAUCUAUUUGAAAUGAGCAGCACAAAUUUUGAUAUGAAUUUGGGUAGUGGAAUAUAGAAUAGGAGGAAGGUUCUAAAAUAGAAUAAGCAAGAAGACAUUAUAUAUUUAAAAAUGGGUAUUUAAAGAAAGUAAAAUAACUAUGUAGACACACAAAAUAAAAAGAGUCAUAUUUUUUAAAUUAAUGUAUUAUUGAAAGUAAUCACUGUUAUGUUUUAAUCCUCCAAACUAGGUUUCUACAUGUGGAUGUCAGUAUUAAAUAACUGCAUUCAAAUCUGAAAAAAGCUCAGAAUUAAAGGGAAUUGACACUUGAAUAAUAAUCUGGUAGAAUCAAUGGAGCAUCAAACUUGCAGACUCAAAUUAAUAGAGUAACAGACACAUUUUAUAAAUUCAGAAAGCAUAUAAAACCACAGAUUUUAUAAAAUGAAUCUCUAAAGCCAAAAUGAAUACAUUUGGACUUUCUUAUAUGGAAAUUUAUAAAAACAUAUUAAAUGAAAAUUUAAUUUGUGAUCAAUAGAAGUACUUAUUCUAGGAUAGAAUGGUGUUAAUUUGAGCACAAUGGCAUACUUGAAGAAAUGUAGUGAAUUGGAGAAUUUAAAAAUAUCACUAGUAGUAAAAGAAAUGUUGUAUAGUUAUGUGGCAAUUCUACUUGCAAAGCAGCUCAGUAUUCUUUAUCAAUAUUUUUCAUACAACAGCCUAAUCAGAAAAUAAAUGAUAUUUUAAAAGAUCCAUACAAUUUUCAGCUGAAGCAGCCAAGAUAAAAUAAAAGACUCAGGUCAGAAAUUCCAGUUUACUCAAUUCAAAUUCAAAAAGAAGAAAAAAAAUGAAAAAGAAAAAAGAUAAACAAGAAAGAAAGAAAGGCAAAAAAGUUCAUUUUGUUCUACAAGGGAGUGGGGUACUAGUCUCCAGACUCUGGUUGCUUAUAAUUUUCCCACUGUAUCUAGGUACCCUAUCCAUCUCCUUUUACAAAAGGAAAGGAGAUAAUUUAGCUUUAAAUUAGAACUACUCUGUCACCCAUCCUCUUGUCCUAAACUUUUGUCCUAGUCCCUAUGGGUUCUAUGAAACAUUGAUCACCAGUUUUCUUAACUCAGAAUGUUUUGAGACAUCUAAAGUUGUUAUGAGAGAUAACAUUGAAAAAUAAGGAUUUGUCUUAUUAUUAAUGAAGUACGAGCAGUUUCAUACUUGAUUAUUUUUUCUGUGUUCUGAAUCACUAUUCUAGUAUGUGAAAAUGUAAUUCAUUUGCUCUUCUUAAUUACUGCCUUGAUCAAAUGGGCUUUGAAUCAUUAUAAUGUACAUUAAAAAUACACAGCCUUAUGCAUUCUGCAAGGUUUAUCAUGCUAUAUUUAUUGCAUAAAUUCAACCCCUUCUCUCCCUCCCCUCCAAAAAAAAAAAAACCGGUAUCAUGAGAUUUCUAUAAGUAUUUUAAAGAAAUAUUCUGGGAAUUCCUUUUAAUGGUUAAGUAGGGGGGUGCUUUUUAAUAUGAUCCAUCACUGUACUUUAAUUAACGUAUUUCAUUUCUCUUGGUCCUUUAAUUGCUUUAAAAUAGGACCAGAGAGGCUUAAAAUGUUUUACUGACUUGUGUUUGUUUAUAAAAUAGGUUUCAUUACUAAUUAUCAAUAUUAAUUGUCAAUUAUAUAAACAGAUGGUGUUUUGAAGAAUUACAAUUUAGGUUCUAACUAUCCUCAUAUGGAAGAAAUAUUACCUGAAAUGUUGACUAUGGAUAAUAUAAUUGGAUUAUGUAUCUGUAAUCAUAAACAAUGAAAAACUACUGAUAUCUUACAGAAUAUGGACUGAUUCCUAUAGAAAAAAAAACAUUGUCCAAUGGAAUAACUUGUUUUGAUAUAGGUAUUACCAAACUAACAGAAAUUUGAUUUCUCUCUAGUUAUUUUGAUGUAUUCUGUAAAUUUUAAAAUACUAAUCAAAUACUAUGUACUCAUUUCUAAGUUAGAAACUUGUUUUGGACUUUGUCCUUCCUAUUAUGUGCAUUAACUAUGUAAAUUAAACUAGUGCCUAAAAUGUACAAGACCUAAAUGAAUGCUGACUGUAUCUCUCCAAUGACAACCUGUUCUGAAGAGAAGUGAAUGAUUUCAGACACUCAUUUGGAUGUAGUUUUCUGUGUAAUCUCAAAUAUCAGAAUACUGAAUAUAAUAAGAGGCUAACUUUUUUUUAAGUCCAAGCAAAUAUUUAGUAUUAUACUAUGGCUUCAUUACAAUUCUCUUUCAUACUAUAUACUCAACUACAAGUCUAAGACAGUAAUAUAUGAAGGAGACAUUUACUGUUUUGAUGGACAAUGUGCAUUGCAGGACUAAAAAAAUAUUUAUGAACUUUGCUAUAAUGGAAUAUUGUAUUUUUAUAGCAAAAGGUACUGUGAUUAGCACUAAUGGCCUGAGAGACUAAAAUAAUUACUGAUACCAUAGAGUAGCGUGAGCUGGCCAAACCUAGAGAAUAAGGAAAUCAUACAAUCUCCCCAAGUGAUGUGUCCAUCUGAAUUGUGUUAUAUAAUAUUAAUGGCCACAUGGUGAAGAAUAAAAGGUGGUGAAAAAGGCAUAUUCUUGUUCAGUAAAAGUUUGUUACCAAGACUAUAUAACAUCCUACAUAAGCUAACUGAAAAAACAAAUGUUAGCACUAAAAAUAGUAUUUUCUUCUGUGUAUCACAAUCUAAGAACUUUUUUGAAAUGCCACCUUGGAAAUUUCUUCAGUCUCUUUGACAAUGCCCCAGAAAUAUUUUAUUUUAUUUAGUGAGUUUUUAAAAGUAGAAUUCCAUGAUGGCAGAAACUUUGUCUUUUUUCAUUGAAUGUUAGCUUUAAUUGCUGAAUAAUUAUUGCAUAUAUUCAAGGAGCAAAAUGCGAUGUGUUGAUAUAACUAUGCAUUCUGGGAUGGAUAUAUCCAGCUAACUUACAUACCCAUGAACUCACAAUUAGAUCUCAAGAUCUUAGAACUAACUUCCUUCUAGAAGUCUGUCAAAUAUUUGCUGAAUUAAUAAUUCAGAUUCUGAAGCAGCAUAAAACAAGCAAAGGAAAUGGCAAAGAAUCACAUUCUGUUAUGAAAACAGAAUGAGCGAUGGUUUCAGAAAAAGAAAAUAAAUGUUUUACGUGCA
Molecule: messenger RNA, 4998 nt
Organism: Ictidomys tridecemlineatus (thirteen-lined ground squirrel)
Lineage: Eukaryota; Metazoa; Chordata; Mammalia; Rodentia; Sciuridae
Gene: Luzp2
Product: leucine zipper protein 2
Source: RefSeq, a predicted model, not a curated record